Messenger RNA from Megalops cyprinoides (Indo-Pacific tarpon), 3132 nucleotides. It is a transcript of the gene epha4b, whose product is annotated as eph receptor A4b. Gene Ontology annotation, cellular component: plasma membrane; neuron projection. Bases 1 to 2925 code for a protein of 974 amino acids. The record is from RefSeq and is a predicted model, not a curated record. The transcript has 17 exons. Gene Ontology annotation, molecular function: protein binding; transmembrane-ephrin receptor activity; ATP binding. Lineage: Eukaryota; Metazoa; Chordata; Actinopteri; Elopiformes; Megalopidae. Gene Ontology annotation, biological process: axon guidance; protein phosphorylation; cell surface receptor protein tyrosine kinase signaling pathway.
AUGGCUCGCGACUGGAUUUAUCCAUCCCUCCUUAUCCUCCACUUCCUUUCGCCGAACCAAGCCUUACGGAAUUACCCAGAAAAUGAAGUUACACUGCUGGACUCCAUGUCUGCCCUGGGGGACUUGGGCUGGGAAGCCUACCCAGCAGAGGGGUGGGAGGAGAUCAGUGUCAUGGACGAGAGGAACACGCCAAUGCGGACCUACCAGGUGUGCAACGUGAUGGAGGCCAACCAGAACAACUGGCUGCGCACCAGCCAUAUCCCGCGGGACGGCGCGCAGCGGGUCUACAUCGAGAUCAAGUUCACCCUGCGGGACUGCAACAGCCUGCCGGGCGUGCCAGGCACCUGCAAGGAGACCUUCAACAUGUACUACUACGAGUCCAACAACGCCAACCUGUGGUUCAUCAAGGAGAGCCAGUACGUCAAGAUCGACACCAUCGCCGCGGACGAGAGCUUCACCCAGGUGGACGUGGGCGACCGCGUGAUGAAGCUGAACACGGAGGUGCGUGACAUCAGCAACCUGAGCAAGAAGGGCUUCUACCUGGCCUUCCAGGACGUGGGCGCCUGCAUCGCGCUCGUCUCCGUCCGCGUCUUCUACAAGAAGUGCCCGCUGGCCGUGCUCAACCUGGCGCAGUUCCCCGACACGGUGACGGGCGGCGACUCGGCGCUGGUGGAGGUGCGCGGCUCCUGCGUCAACGACUCAGAGGAGUUCGAGGCGCCGCGCAUGUACUGCAGCGCAGACGGCGGUUGGCUGGUGCCCAUCGGCCGCUGCGUCUGCAAGCCGGGCUUUGAGGAGACUGAGGGCUACUGCCGGCCCUGCAGACCGGGCUUCUACAAGACCUCAGCCACAGACGCCUUCUGCACCAAGUGCCCGCCCCACAGCUACUCGCUCCAGGACAAGGCCUCGGAGUGCCCCUGCGAGAAGGGCUACUACAGGGCUGAGCUGGACCCCCGCUCCAUGGCCUGCACAAAGCCCCCGUCCGCUCCCGAAAACCCCAUCUCCACCAUCAACGAGACCUCGGUGACCCUGGAGUGGAGCCCGCCCCGCGACACGGGGGGCCGGGGGGACGUCACCUACAGCAUCCACUGCAGGAAGUGCUCCGGGGACGGCAGGAAGUGCGGGCCGUGUGGCAGCGGGCUCCACUUCGUCCCGCGCCAGUUCGGCCUGUCCCUCACCAAGGUGCAGGUGACCGACCUGCUGCCCCACACCAACUACACCUUCAGCGUGGAGGCGGUGAACGGCGUGUCCGACCUCAGCCCCAGCCCCCGGCAGCUGACCUCCGUCAACAUCACCACCAGCCAGACGGUGAGCGUGAUUCUGAAAGAGAGGAAGAGUAAGGACAGCAUCACGCUGGCGUGGCAGGGCCCGGAGAGGGCCAACGGGGCCAUCGUGGAGUACGAGGUCAUCUACUACGAGAAGAAUCAGAGGGACCAGAACUACACGGUCCUCAAGACCAGGUCGAACGUCAUGACCGUGGACGGGCUAAAGCCCGGGACCACGUACGUGUUCCGGGUGCGGGCGCGGACCGACGGCGGGUACGGGAACUACGGGGGCGAGAUUGAGCUGGAGACCAGCCACGAAGACAUUCUGGCCAUUGGGGACCCCAACCAGCCCACGCUGCUGGCUGUGUCCAUUGCUGGGGGCAUCGUCCUGCUCAUAUUCCUCGUGGCCUGCUUCGUUGUGAGUGGCAGACACUGUGGCUACAUCAAAGCCAAGCAGGACCCGGACGAGGAGAAGAUGCAGUUUCAGCAUGGACGAGUGAAGCUCCCAGGAAGCAGAACCUACAUUCACCCGCACACGUACGAGGACCCCAACCAGGCUGUCCGCGACUUCGCCAAGGAGAUCGACGCCUCCAGCAUACGCAUCGAGAGAGUCAUAGGAGCAGGCGAGUUUGGGGAGGUGUGCAGCGGGCGGCUGAAGCUCCCCAGCAAGCGCGAGAUCUACGUGGCCAUCAAGAGCCUGAAGGCAGGCUACUCGGAGAAGCAGCGGCGGGACUUCCUGAGCGAGGCCAGCAUCAUGGGCCAGUUCGACCACCCCAACAUCAUCCGCUUGGAGGGCGUGGUCACCAGAUGUAAGCCUGUGAUGAUCAUAACGGAGUACAUGGAGAACGGGUCCUUGGACACUUUCCUAAAGAAGCACGACGGCCAGUUCACGGUGAUCCAGCUGGUGGGCAUGCUGAGGGGCAUCGCCUCGGGGAUGAAGUACCUGUCCGACAUGAGCUACGUGCACCGCGACCUGGCCGCCCGCAACAUCCUGGUCAACAGCAACCUGGUGUGCAAGGUGUCUGACUUCGGCCUGUCGCGGGUGCUGGAGGACGACCCUGAGGCAGCCUACACGACCAGGGGAGGGAAGAUCCCCAUCCGAUGGACGUCCCCCGAGGCCAUCGCCUACAGGAAGUUCACCUCCGCCAGCGACGUGUGGAGCUAUGGCAUCGUCAUGUGGGAGGUGAUGUCAUACGGGGAGCGGCCAUACUGGGAGAUGUCCAACCAAGACGUGAUAAAGGCGAUAGAUGAGGGGUACCGCCUGCCCGCCCCCAUGGACUGCCCGGUAGUCCUUCACCAGCUGAUGCUGGACUGCUGGGAGAAGGGGCGCAGCGACCGGCCCAAGUUCGGCCAGAUCGUCACCACCCUGGACAAGCUGAUCCGGAAUCCCGGCAGCCUGAAGCAGCUGGCCAACAGCUCUGUCUGGGAGGAUCCCGUCACCCCGGAGAUGGCCGUCGGCACGGUGGAGGACUGGCUGGACGCCAUCAAGAUGGGCCAGUACAAGGAGCACUUCUCCAGCGCGGGCUACGUGACACUGGACUCCGUAAUGUACAUCAACAGCAGCGACCUGGUGAAGAUGGGCGUGACUCUGGCGGGGCACCAGAAGAAGAUCCUCACCAGCAUACAGAGCCUGCAGACACAAGGGCCUCACGUGCAAGUAUAACACGCCUUCCCCCCCCACCCCCCCCGACAGAGCGAGGGAGCGAGAGAGACUGAGAGAGGGAGGGAGGGAACGCUCGUUACCAGUCAGCAGCUUCACCGUUUCAAACGUCCUGGAUGUUACCGUACCGUAAGCACUCCGGCGUCCGUCCGCGCACCUACAACGCCACAGCAACAGCCGAGGAGGAGCAGAGACUGAUCUACAUUAGGU